ACAGAGCCACCAUGGGCACGACAGCCCCAGGGCCCAUUCACCUGCUGGAUCUCUGCGACCAGAAGCUCAUGGACUUUGUGUGCAACAUGGACAACAAGGACUUGGUGUGGCUCAAGGAGAUCGAGGAGGAGGCUGAGCGCAUGUUUACCAGAGAAUUCAGCAAAGAGCCGGAGCUAAUGCCCAAAACGCCUUCCCAGAAGAACCGCCGGAAGAAGAGACGCGUUUCUUAUGUUCAGGAUGAAAACAGGGACCCCAUCCGGAAAAGGUCUUCCCGCAGGAAGAUCCGCAGCGGCCGGCUGAGCUCCCAGCACCUGCGAGGCAAGGACAAGGCGGAGAAGCUGGCUGCGGUGGUCGGGGAACAGGGCUCUCCCAUGCUGCUGCGGAGGGUGACCCGGGCAGCCGCUGCCGCUGCCGCAGCCAGCAGGGUGUCAGCUGUUCCCUCACCCGCCCUGGAGCCCCCUAUGGACCGGGCCAGGAUGCCCGUGGUAGAGAUUGGCACUGCUGAGCGCCAUAGCGCCGAGCAGUGGCUUGCCCGGCUCACGGCCGUGCCCCCGACCUCAGCUGCAGCCUCACAGGGUGCCCCAGCCUUGGCCGAGGAGCUGACACCAGACAGGCCAGGCACCAGGAGACUGGAGUCUGUCACCGUGAGUGCCCUGGUGAGCACCCCGCAGGGCCUCAUUGCCCCGGGUCCCCGGGCCUUGCUGGCGCAGAAGUGUUCCGUGGUGGCCAAGCAAGAAGGCACCUGCCGCAGGUCCAGCAAGAGGAUUGACAAGAACAUGCCCCCUGUGCCCGCCGCCUCCGCCCGUAUCAUCUGUCACAGCUACCUGGAGAGACUCCUGAAUGUCGAGGUGCCCCAGAGAGUUGGCCCCAGGCAGGAAGAGCCCAGCAGGGAGGCUGAGCCCAUGGUGGCAGCAGCUGAGCCUGAGGAUCCUGGGAGCAGCGGGAACCCCUUGCUGGCCCACAGUGCUGCCCAGACCACCAUCCACACUCCAGAUUCUCAGCCAGCCCCUGGUGGUCAGGAGAUGCCCCCUGAAGGGCAGCAGGGGGUCACAGCUGACGACUCUGAGGGACACCAGGAGCCGCCCCAGAGCGUCAGGAGGAAGCGCAGCUACAAGCGGGCCAUGAGCGACCCAGAGGAGGAGCCUUCCCUGGCUGACGAGGAGCUGCAGCCCCUCAGGAACAAGACGCCCUCCCCGCCCUGCCCUGCCAGCAAGGUGGUGCGGCCACUGCGGACCUUCCUGCAUACGGUGCAGCGGAACCAGCUGCUCAUGACUCCCAGCUCCGCCCCGCGAGCCACCGUCCUGAAGUCCUUCAUCAAGCGCAACACCCCGCUGCGCGUGGACCCCAAGUGCAGCUUUGUCGAGAAGGAGAGGCAGCGCCUGGAGAGCCUGCGGCGGAAGGAGGAGGCUGAGCAGCUGCGCAAGCAGAAGGUGGAGGAGGAGAAGCGGCGGCGGCGGGAGGAGGAGAAGCUGUGUGCACCAGGCAGAGUGAGGCUGCUGCAGGGGCACGUGUGGGUGGCUCUACAGGCCAAGGAGGAGCGGCAGGCAGAGGAGAAGGCCAAGAAAAAGGCGAUGGCCAAAAAGAUGGAGGAGGCCGAGGCGCGCAGGAGGCAGGAGGAGGAGGCACGCAGGCUCCGGUGGCAGCAGCAGGAAGAGGAAGAGCGGCGCCACCAGGAGCUGCUGCAGAAGAGGAAGGAGGAAGAGCAGGAGCGGCAGCGCAAGGCUGCCGAGGCUCGGCGCCUGGCGGAGCAACCCAGCCACCUGGGAGGCUGCAGGCUUUUCCUUAGCUCGGACAGUGCACAUUGGGCAGCGGGCAGCCCCGAGGCCUGUGGAGGGACUGGCGUGGGCCGAGGGGUGGGGAUCAGUGACAGUGCUGACCGAGGCCUGGGACGGGGCGGUGUGGACCGUUCUGGCUUGGCGUGGCCUGCACCCUUGGGGUGGGGACAGGGCUGGGCACCGCCUGUUGCCUUGACAGCCUCUUGCUGGGUCCUCAGGGAGCUGCAGGAGCGGGAGAGGGCCCUGCGGCUGCAGCGGGAACUGGAGGAGAAGAAGGCACAGGAGGAGCAGCAGCGCCUGGCUGAGCAGCGGCUGCAGGAGGAGCAGGACCAGAAAGCCCGGGAGGCGGUGGGGGCCAGCAAGGCCCUGAAUGUGACGGUGGAUGUACAGUCCCCAGCCUGUACCUCCUAUCAGAUGACCCCUCAAGGGCACAGGCGCCCCCCCAAGAUCGACCCAGACAGCUACUGUAACUACGGCAUGGACCUGAACAGCGACGACUCCACUGACGACGAGGCCCAGCCCCGCAAGCCCAUCCCGUCCUGGGCCCGAGGCACCCAGCUCAGCCAGGCCAUCGUCCACCAGUACUACCACCCGCCAAGCCUGGCUGAGCUCUUCGGGACCAUCGCCCCGCUGGACUUGGAGGACAUCUUCAAGAAGAGCAAGCCCCGCUACCACAAGCGCACCAGCUCGGCCGUCUGGAACUCACCGCCCCUGCAGGGCGCCCGGCUCCCCGGCAGCCUGGCCUGUAGCCUGAAGAAGUACUGAGGCCUUGGCCCGCUGGCACCAGCGCCGCCCUCCCAGGCUGUCCUUGCUAUUCUAUGCUGCCUCCGCCUGGCUGCUGUGGGUGGCUCGGGCGUCUCCGCUGCAGGCAGGCAUGGCUGCUGCUUGCAGGACAGCGCCCCGGUGACCAGCCCGCAGGCGGCACCCUGUAAAUAGGAGUUACAGUCCAGCGGAUUUUAGCAUCUCGUGUUUGAGAGGUAGAUUAAUAAAGUGUGUUCCUUCGAGCCUACUGUGGGUAUCGUGGAGGCAGGUGGCAGCUCGGGCCCUGGUCCUGGCCACUGGAUGGGCUGCAGGCUUAGGCAGGCUCCUCCCCACCGAGUCCCUGUCACCUGCUGCUGGUGCGGAGGAAAGUGGCCCUGCGAAGGCUCAGGUGCCCGUGGGAAGGGAGCACGUGUGGGCAGGAGCUCGGCCCCACCCUGCCCUGCUGCUGUGCCGUGGGGGACCUGUGGUGUUCAGGAAGGUGUCCCCUAAGACUGCUUGGAGCAGCGGGAGCUUCCCAGUGUCCGAGCCCCCACAUCCGGGAGAAACGAGGAGAUCCAGCCCGAUGCAGCCAGCAGACGGGCUUGGGGCCAGACCGAGCCGCGGCCCCUGCCCCACUCCCGCGGGAAGGCCUGUUCCUGCAGCUGCCCUGCUCUGAGGGAAUUCAGUUGUGCAGUUUGAGGUCUGUGACCUGUGGAGCUGAACGUAUUCGCUCUUCGAACCUGUACAGGAAUCUGCCGGCCGCUGCACAGGGACAGUAAAGGCUAAAUGCUAGAGCGCUUUAAAAACCACCCUGGAGGAAGCAGGGAGCACGCGGCCGCAGGCGGGCGCUCAUUCAGGGUGGCGCAGGUUGAACUAACUGUUCCUGUGUUGUGUCCGGGAGUCGCAUUCAGUAAACUGGAGAGCGCGCCUUUGUCUGGAACGACAGCAUCGAAACGUCCCUUCUGGGAAGCAAGUGUGUAACGGGCUUCAGGCACAGCGCCACUCGGAAGGGAGGCCCCGCCUCAGCCUCACCCGCGCCAGGCCGCGCCUGCCCUGUGGACCCCGUGCGUGGUGCCCCUCUCGGGGCUGGGCCUGCCGCGGCCUUGUGACUGAGUGUCUUCGCUUCCUCAUCUGCGAGCUGGGUGUCUUGGUGAAGAGUCUGCUCAAAUCUUGUUCACGUCUAAGCUGAUCACGUCCUUCCUGUUGAGUGUAAGAAUCCUUGCAUGUUGGGAAUAUAAAUGUCUGUUGGCAUUUGUGUUCGCUGUGGUGUUUUCUCAUGGUCUACAGCUUGUCUUCUUCAGUUUUUUCACAGCAGAAAUUUUAACUUGGCAGAGUGCAGCUUGUCCCACUUACUGUUGGGUUAUACUUGACUUUUUUUUGAGCCAUGUCUGAGAACUCUGCCUGGCCUCAGGUCCCAAAGAUUUUCUUUUAGGUUUCUUUUAAAUGUUUUGCUAUUUACAAGAUCUCACUGAGUCAACUUUCUUUAAAAAGGUGUGACUUGUUUUUUGCUAGUAUGUGGGAGCGUGUGGGCGGAUGUCUAGUUGUUCCAGCACCAAGUGUUGAAAUGGUGGUUCUUCCUCCAUUGAAUUUCUCUGGACUUUUUGUCGAGAGCCAGUGAGCUGCCUUGAAACGGACCUGUGUUUGGAGUCUAUUCUCCAUUAGUCUGUGCCUCUCCUCCAAUGCGGUGUGGUCAAGAUUAACAGUGCUGUGCUGAGCCUUAGAACUUGAUUAUGUAAUCCUCCAGAUUUAGCUUUCCUUUACAGAAUCAUUUUGGUGGUUCUCUUAGUUAUACCUUGACAUAUAAAUUUUAAAAUCUUGCUUAGACUUUGCCUACCAUGGCAUGAACUUAGGGUCGGGGAUUUAGCUCUCACUGGUUCUGCCACCUGCUUCACAAGUGCAAGGACACAAGUUUGAUCCCUGGAACCAAAAAAGAAGGAUGGCAUGAACUUAGGAGGGUUUGGGGGAGAACCCACACCCUCAGGCUCACGGUGGUGAGGCCUACUCACAACAUCAUGGUUCUCCAUGCACUUGCAUCUGUGGCGUCACAGUUUAACUCCUGCAUUAUGGAUCCUGUACGUGCUCUGUAUAAUAUUUAUUUCCUU
Messenger RNA from Fukomys damarensis (Damara mole-rat), 4618 nucleotides. RefSeq names its product inner centromere protein (gene Incenp). Lineage: Eukaryota; Metazoa; Chordata; Mammalia; Rodentia; Bathyergidae. Gene Ontology annotation, molecular function: protein serine/threonine kinase activator activity. The record is from RefSeq and is a predicted model, not a curated record. Gene Ontology annotation, cellular component: kinetochore; midbody; chromosome passenger complex. The transcript is spliced from 19 exons. Gene Ontology annotation, biological process: metaphase chromosome alignment; meiotic spindle midzone assembly; mitotic cytokinesis. Bases 12 to 2540 code for a protein of 842 amino acids.